GCCACCACCCGCCUCCACUCCUCUCCCUCCACGAAACUUCCCUCCCGAUCCUGCUGCUUCCCUCCACGCGCCGCACCACACCGGAGAGCGGACACGCUGCAACCAGCCAGCGGCAGCAAUGGAGGAGAGAAUUAUCAUCCCCCGGCGAGGAGAACCGCAAGACCAGAAUCAGACCGCCGACGCAGCCCCGGCGGUUUCGUGUUCGUCGGGGGAGGAGUCGACGGACGGGGAGUCGGAGCCCGACUUCGAGUUCGAGUUCCCGUCGCUGCUCGGCAGGGACCACGGCUCCCCCGCGCCCGCCGACGACCUCUUCGCCGACGGCCGCAUCCGCCCCGCCGCCUUCUACCCCGUCUUCGGCCGCCGCCCGUCAGCGCGAGCAAGUUCAGCGGGGGACGUCGACGGCCUCCCACCGGCGCCGACGGAGCGGAGGACGAGGGGGCAGCUCGGGCGGCUCUUCCUCGAGGAGACCCGCGCGUGGAACAGCUCCUCGUCGAGCAGUAGUACGGGGUCGACGGCGUCCACGUCGUCGUUGUCGUCCGCGGCCACCACUGACGACGGGGACGGCGACGGUGGCCUCGAGGGCGCUGCGCCGGAGAGCUACUGCGUGUGGGCGCCCGGCGGCGGUGGCGGCGGCAAGUCGUCGGAGUCCCCGCGGCCGCCGCGGGCCGGGAAGAGCGGGUCCACGGGGUCGUCCGUGGCGCGGUGGCGCCGCAUCAGCGACCUCGUGGUCGGCCGCAGCCAGAGCGACGGCAAGGAGAAGUUCCUCUUCCUCCCCGUCAACCCGCCCAAGCAGCAGCAGGAGUCCAAGCCCAAACCCAGGCCGAACCCGGCAGCCGGCGGCACCAAGAAGAAGGGCAGCGAGAUCGGCACGGUGGCCGCCGCACACCGCAUGGCCUACGGCGCCAAGGCCGGCGUUGGCGUCGCCGCCAACGGAGCCACGCCGCGGCGCACGUUCCUGCCGUACCGCGAGGAGCUGGUGGGUUUCUUCGCCAACGUCAACGGCAUCAGCCGGAGCCACGCGCACCCCUACUGAUCAACGACCGACGACGACGACGACGCCGGUCGGCCCCGGCCGGGGAGAUUAUUAUUAAUCGGCGAUUCGUAUUCCCUUCGUGUUUGAACGUUGAAGCUUGGAUUUUUUGAGCCGGUGAUCAGUGUGUAGCUAGGUUAGUACCCAUACCAGUAUGUGAUUAAUCAAUUGAUUAGUUAGUUAAGCGGUCCAUGGAAAUUAGUAAAGAUUGGCGUGGGGUGUGAACAGUGGUGUGAAACGCGGGGCACAUCGCCGACCGUCGCGCAUCACCGGCGACGGAGGUGAGGUGUGAACGGCAGCGUGUGGUGGCGAGUGAGGACACAUCUUUUCGAUCAUGUUUCUUCUCCUUUUUUCUUUCUUUUUCCUAUGCUGCAACAGAGUUUGUACGUACAUUCCUGAGAGCUAAUACGUACUUCGGGUGGCCAUGAAUGCAUCAGAGCGAAACUAGUGACGGUUGCGUCAGUGAUAAAA
Triticum aestivum (bread wheat) is the source of this 1501-nucleotide messenger RNA. RefSeq lists its product as uncharacterized. Lineage: Eukaryota; Viridiplantae; Streptophyta; Magnoliopsida; Poales; Poaceae. The record is from RefSeq and is a predicted model, not a curated record. The transcript has a single exon. Bases 119 to 1033 code for a protein of 304 amino acids.